UUUUUUUUUUUUUUUGCUUUAUCGCGUUUAAUGUUUCUGUCCUGAUCGAAUUCUUGUGAGUUCAAAUUGGAUUUUGUGGCGAAGAUAAUUGGGGAUUGGAAGAGAUUAUAUUGCGUAAUCUCGUGGAAAAAGGCCAUCUUGAUGGCGCUCUAGUGUUUAGAUCUUUUAUUGUCUCGUCGUAUAAGCUCCUCUGUGAAGGAUCCGAGUCAAAAGACUUGCUUGAGCGAGUGCUGGAUCAAAGGGUCGGUAUCUGCUCCAGAUUUCCUUAGGGUUUUGUUUUAGAGGGCGCAAUGAGUGCUUCUGAUGGCAUUGGGAGCGUGCCCACUAAUGCUCCGAGACAGUAUGGCAUAACAAAGCCUAUAUCAACUGCCGGGCCGACGGAAGCCGACCUCCAAAGGACGAAGGACUUAGCGACGUUCUUGGCUCAAGCUGGGCUUUACGAAAGUGAGGAAGAGGCGGCAAAGAGAGUGGAGGUCCUGGGAGAGAUUGGAAAGAUUGUUAAGGAAUGGGUGAAGAAAUUAACGCGCCAAAGAGGGUAUACUGAUCAAAUGGUCGAGGACGCAAAUGCCAUCAUUUUUACUUUUGGAUCUUAUCGUUUAGGGGUUCAUGGACCUGGGGCUGAUAUUGAUACUCUGUGUGUUGGACCUUCAUAUGUCAACAGAGAGGAGGACUUCUUCAUCAUUUUGCACGAAAUUUUAGCAGAAAAGGAGGAUGUGACAGAACUACAACCUGUGCCAGAUGCUCAUGUUCCUGUAAUGAAAUUCAAAUUCCGUGGAAUAUCUAUAGAUCUCCUUUAUGCCAGUGUCUCCCUCUUAGUCGUUCCACAAGACUUGGAUAUUUCACAGGGAUCUGUUCUUUACAAUGUUGAUGAAGCAACUGUUCGAAGUCUUAAUGGCUGCAGGGUGGCAGACCAAAUUCUUCGACUUGUUCCUAAUGUUGAGAACUUUCGCACCACCCUCAGGUGUUUGAAGUAUUGGGCGAGAAGACGGGGUGUAUACUCCAAUGUGACUGGAUUUCUUGGGGGCGUUAAUUGGGCACUGUUAGUUGCUCGUGUCUGCCAGCUUUACCCUAAUGCGGUGCCAAGCAUGCUAGUUUCGAGAUUCUUCAGAGUUUAUACACAAUGGCGGUGGCCGAACCCCGUCAUGUUGUGUGCGAUUGAGGAGGAUGAACUUGGUUUCCCCGUGUGGGACCCACGCAAGAAUCCUCGUGAUCGAACUCAUCAUAUGCCGAUUAUCACACCAGCAUAUCCAUGCAUGAACUCAAGCUAUAAUGUUUCAACAAGCACACUCAGGGUUAUGAUGGAACAGUUUCAGAAGGGUAACAAAAUAUGCGAGGACAUUGAGUUGAAUAAGGCAACAUGGAACGCUUUGUUUGAGCCUUACCUUUUCUUUGAGAUGUACAAGAACUAUCUACAGGUUGACAUUAUGGCUGCAGAUGACGAAGAUCUCCGGCUUUGGAAGGGAUGGGUGGAAUCCCGAUUGAGACAGUUGACUCUGAAGAUUGAGCGAGAUACUUUAGGGAUGCUCCAAUGUCAUCCGUAUCCCUAUGAGUAUGUAGACCCAUCCAGGCCGUGCUCUCACUGCGCCUUCUUCAUGGGCCUGCAAAGGAAAGAGGGGGUUAAAGUACAAGAAGGUCAACAGUUUGAUAUUCGUGGAACAGUGGAGGAGUUCAAGCAUGACGUCAACAUGUACAUGUUCUGGAAGCCUGGGAUGGAGUUAUAUGUCUCUCAUGUUCGGCGGAGGCAGAUUCCGUCCUUCGUAUUCCCUGAAGGUUAUAAGCGGCCCCGCCCAUCAAAGCUGGCAACCCAUCAGCCUGAUAAAAACUGUUUCGAGGAUCCAGUAACAGAGCCUGAGGGAGGACUGAAGAGAAAAAGAAGUGUUGAUGCCGAUGAUGCUAGACCUGAGAAAAGACUGUCCAUUAGCCCCAGCAGAGAGAAAUUUUCUUCACCUGAAUCAGGAACGGGUGGUUUUGUCGAAGUAGCGAGUAUUUGUUUAGAGGGAGAACAUGAGGGAGGUAUGAAGAGAAAAAGUAGUGCCGAUGCUGAAGAUGCUAGACCUGCGAAAAGGCCGCCCAUUAGCCCAAGCAGGGGGAAUUUUUCUUCACCUGAAUCAGGAAGGGGAGGUUUGGUCGAAGCACCAAGUGUUUGUUCAGAGGGAGUUCCUGAGGGAGGACUAAAGAGGAAAGGUAGUGCCAAUGCCUAUGAUGCCAGACCGGAGAAAAGGCUGUUCAUUAGCCCAAGUGGGGAGAAAUACCCUUCACCUGAAUCAGGAAGGGAAGGUUUGGUCGAAGUACCAAGUGCUUGUUUAGAGGGUGGACUUGAGAGAAAGAGUAGUGGUGAUGCUGAUGAUGCUAGUCAUACUAGACCUGAGAAAAGGUCACCCAUUAGCCCAAGCGGGGAGAAGUUUCCGUCACCUGAAUCAGGAUGUCAAGGUUCAGGAUGUGGAGGUUUGGUCGAAGUACCAAGUGUUUGUAAUGUCACUGUGGAGGCUGAAGUGGUUAUUCCAUUGGUCAGCAGAGAGAACCAUAUUAAUCAAAUGGGUCUGGGACCUGCCAGGUGUUUGACAUCAGGAUGUGCGGACAUCACUGAGAAGACUCCCCAUCUAGAAAAUGGCGGUACUCUGCUUGGAGAUCUGCGCAGCAAUGAAGAAUUACUGCAGGAGGGCAGAAGCCAGGAUGUGGGUGUAGUGGUGGCCCUUCCGGAGAGCGAGUGCUUAAAGAAAAAUGGAGCGGUGAAAAGUGGAAGUGCGGAUGAGUUAGAGGUUUUGAUUCUGCCGGACCUUGAGACCGAGGUAGCCGUAAAAGCUCGUGGAGGUGCGAAUUCUGAUGCUUCCGGUAAACCAACACUAAGGCACGACUUCUUGAACUCAAAAAUUUAUGCAUUUGGCAUGUUAAAUCUUCUGUGUUCUGUUUCGUUUUGUAUUGUCUUUUCUUUUUUUAUUACAGGUUGAGUUUGACGUCCAUUGCGUGAGAUUUGAAGACUCUAGGAGAACAUGCAGUGAAAGACGCAAGCGGAAGUGGAGGAUCGGUGACUGCUGAUAAUGGAAAGAAAGGCCGCAGCAUAUCUUUAUGGUGGGUAAGUUCCCAGACUUCUCUUUAAAACACAAUGGAUCGGUUUCAACGAGUGGAUAACCAGAAUCAAAUGAAAAAAAGGGAAAUUACAAAAAAGAAACCAUCUGAGCUGCAACAAAUGUCAGCUCUGAGAAAGAAGGAUGCCAAAAAAAAAAAAAAAAGGAGGAAGAAUCUUUGUCAGCAGGUUGCGAAGGAUAAUAGGAGCACUGAAGCUCGCAAAGCUAACUAUAUACAGGAACUCCUGGAUUCGAAAGAACAGUUCUACUGGGUUACUUGGUCUAGUCAGAACUAAAAUGGGCGCUCAUGUCUACUCGAUUUGGGUUCUUCAAAGGAUAUGUCCUUUGAAGGUUAAGUCUAGGAUGAUAGGGGUAUCGAAGUUUCUUAAUUUGAAUUCUAGUUACAACUUCUGUAUACAUUCGCCCAUGUAAUAUAAAUUUGAAAAUUUUCUUCGCUACUGCCAUUUUAUUUUUUUCGUUGACUGACGGCGGCCCUGAAAGCAGUCAGCCUCCGCAUAAGGUUACUAUUGCAUCUUUCAUAUUUGGCUGUAUGAAGAUGACUGUGCUGUCAUAGUAAAACUCUUUUUACCGGUU
This is a messenger RNA of Ananas comosus (pineapple), 3659 nucleotides long. RefSeq names its product nuclear poly(A) polymerase 4-like. Bases 291 to 2948 code for a protein of 885 amino acids. The transcript has 11 exons. Gene Ontology annotation, cellular component: nucleus. Gene Ontology annotation, molecular function: poly(A) RNA polymerase activity; RNA binding. The record is from RefSeq and is a predicted model, not a curated record. NCBI's taxonomy places the organism in Eukaryota, Viridiplantae, Streptophyta, Magnoliopsida, Poales, Bromeliaceae.